Messenger RNA from Triticum dicoccoides, 767 nucleotides. Its product is annotated as 36.4 kDa proline-rich protein-like. The record is from RefSeq and is a predicted model, not a curated record. The transcript has a single exon. The annotation marks the transcript as partial. NCBI's taxonomy places the organism in Eukaryota, Viridiplantae, Streptophyta, Magnoliopsida, Poales, Poaceae.
CCGUCGCCAACCCUGGUGACCCCAACACCGGCCCCUGUGAUGCCGCCAACACCAACAUCGGUGACUCCGAUGCCAGCACCGACCCCCGUUUCUCCAACGCCAACUCCGGUGGCCCCAACACCGACUCCUAUGAUACCUCCAUCACCAACCCUUGUGACUCCGAUGCCAGCACCAACCCCUGUCUCUCCAACGCCAAUCCCGGUGGCCCCAACACCGACCCUCGUGAUGUCGCCAGCACCCACCCCUGUGACUCCGACGCCACCCCCAGCCCCGGCCCCAGCGCCGGCUACAUCGACCGGCAAGUGCCCCGUGGACACACUGAAGCUACUUGCGUGCGUGGACGUGCUCAAUGGGCUGUUGCACGCGGUGAUCGGCAGUAGCGCCAGGAAUACAUGCUGCCCGCUGCUGUCCGGCGUUGCCGACCUCGACGCUGCUCUCUGCCUUUGCACCACCAUCAAGGUCAAGGCCCUCAACAUCAACCUCAUGCUGCCCAUCGCCAUCGAGGUGCUCGUCAACCAGUGCGGCAAGAGAGUGCCGAAAGACUUCCACUGCCCUAAUUAAGCUCCAUAGAUUACUAUAUGUACUAUCAGUAUCACCUGCAUAUGAAUGUGAUACAUGCAUUAAAUUCUCUUGUGUGGUCACACAGGUGACAUAUCGAAGUGUAAUAAUCUAUAUGUACAUGGAUUUGCAGCUCUGACUCGCUACUUGUGACGGGGAGCUGUGGAGCAUGCGUACAUUGUGUUUGUGUAACAGCGUAUCCUAUAGUA